Molecule: messenger RNA, 1899 nt
Organism: Doryrhamphus excisus (bluestripe pipefish)
Lineage: Eukaryota; Metazoa; Chordata; Actinopteri; Syngnathiformes; Syngnathidae
Product: collagen and calcium-binding EGF domain-containing protein 1-like
Molecular function (GO): calcium ion binding
Source: RefSeq, a predicted model, not a curated record
CCCCGGUGGCGGACUGGUGCGCAAACUCAUGAGGACGGCGUGAGGACGUGAGGACGUGAGGACGUGAGGACGUGAAGCAGAAGCGUCUGUCACGGUCGGACAUGGGUCACGUUCAUGGUGGGACUCUGUUAGUAUUCUGCGCCGUGUGUGCGGCUCUGAUGUGGAACUCCGGGGCCAGCUCCAUCAGGACCACGCACGGACCGGACACCUCACGUGCUGAAUGUCCCGAAAAUAAAAUCCUAACCGUGGAAUAUCCCUGCAUCCGCGCUGGAGGCAAGAACGCCACCUGCUUCAGGAGGAGGUGCUGUGAGGGGUUCAGGUUUGUGAUGGGCCAGUGCAUACCUGAAAGUGUUGAUGUUUGUGCUGCAUCGCCGUGUGAGCAACAAUGCACGGACCACUUUGGACGAGUCGUCUGCACGUGUUAUCCCGGCUAUCGCUUUGACCGGGAGAGACACCGCAACCACAAGUCUCCCUAUUGUCUGGACAUCGAUGAGUGUGAGCAGUCGGGCAGCAUCAGCGGCGUCUGCGACCACGAGUGUGUCAACACGGCCGGCAGCUUCCUGUGUCGCUGUCACAGCGGGUACAUCCUGGCGCCGGACCAGCGCUCCUGCAUCGCCGUGCACAAUUUGAGUUCAUCGGGGAAGUCGGACACGCUGAUGGGCGCCGCCACCUGCUCCUUCACCUGCCAGGAGUUCACCGACAUGAAAAACAGUCUGCUGCAGCUAAAGCUCAGGAUGGCAAACACGCAGGUUCCCGACCUGGCCAACCGCAGUGACAAACCCCCUGUGGGGAGACCAGGAAAAGGUCCCGACAACACGGGUAGACCUGGUCUACCCGGCCCACCAGGACCUCCUGGAGUCCCAGGACAUCCAGGGGAGCCUGGCAAGAGAGGGGACCCAGGCAGUGAAGGCCCACCGGGCCCUCGGGGACCCCGGGGGGACAUGGGACCCAUGGGUCCAGAGCCUGAUUUGAGGCACAUCAAAAGAGGCCGCAGAGGACCAGUGGGACCACCCGGGGCCCCGGGAAGAGACGGUUCAAAGGGCGACAGAGGAGCUCCUGGUCCCAGAGGUCCUGCUGGCCCCCCCGGUUCCUUCGACUUCCUGCUCCUGAUGAUGGCCGACAUCCGCAACGACAUCAUCGAGCUGCAAGAGAAGGUGUUCGGGGAGAGGCGGGGCAUCUCGCCGGACAGCCCGCCCCAUUCCAGCGGGGAGGAGGACUUUGUGGAGUGGGGGUCCGGGCAAGGAGGGGACCUCAUGCUCAGCACCUGACCUCUGACCCUUCGACAACCGUGACGAUAAGACCCGCACAGACGUGUUCACGUCUUGGAGGCUGCAGCUCUCCAAGACCAUUUCAACUUGGAGGAACUGGGACGGGGUCAUCCAAAACCAGGAGGACAGGAAGCUCUGCGACUGGGAGAGGACUUCAGACCACAAAAGACACGGACUUCCCUCGCUGUGGAUCUUCUCCCCCUUCAGGGGACGCGUGGAGCUGUUCAUCACGGCGUGGACGUGUACUGUUCUGCAAAUGGGAGUCGUUAUGACGGUGGAAGAAAUGGGAACUUUGAACUCUUCACGCCGGCCACAUUUUAAGGACUGAACCAGGAAAGGCUUUGUUGACUUGCAGAUGGACCAAACAAUAAACAAACACGGUGUACCGCCUUUAUCUGAUCAUGACAAACCAGGCUGGGGUGGGACCACAACUUUUCCUGGAUAAACAUUCCGAAAAUGCAAAAAUCACAAGAAAGGCACCCGACUUUGCUCACGUCCCUGCAUGCUUUUUUUUUUUUUAGCACGGAAAGUCAGGCGUUAUUCAUCGAAAGCUCCGACAAAAGAAGUCCUCGCUUCUUCUUUACAAAAAUAAUAACCAUUUCAAUAAAAUGACAUGUUUUUACCUCAGAAA